CCACUGAGUUAGGAAUUUGAAGAGUCUGAUUUAAUUUUUUAUUUUUACAAGUGAAGCAAGCGAUGGAGAGCCAUGAGCAUCUAAAUAACAACUUUGGGGCAGUCAACUCUUCGGGGACUAUAAUGGAAAACUGGAAGAGGCUAUGUGCCAUGCUGCAGAACUCCAACGAACCGCCUGUCGUCGUCGGUGAUCUUCAGCGCAUUAUGCAGGAAGAAUCAAUUGAAAGCAAACAGGGAGCACCGCGUCUCAAAAAAAACUUUUGCCAAGUUUAUUCCUCAACAAAGAUGACAGGAGCCGCAGAAUCCAAAUUGGUACCAAUAUCAGAAGAUGGUUACAGUUGGAGAAAAUAUGGACAAAAAGGAGAGAAAGGUAAUGAAGGCUCGACGAGUUAUUACAUGUGCACAUAUCCCUAUUGCAAAAGAAAGAAAAAGGUGGGCAGAUCACUGGAUGGACAGAUUACUCAAGUAGCAUACAAGGGAACUCACAACCAUGAGGAAAGGAAGGACAUGAAUCAAAGUCUUUCUAGGAGUGUGUGGGAGUUGCGCGGCGGGGCGCCUUUGCUUAGCAUUACUCCAGAUGUCCUACCUAGCAUCGGCUCCAGUGUGGACAACGUCGACCAUGAAGAGCCAAUAUUGCAUGAGCAGAAACAUGAUCAUGAUCAACCAAGCCACGAGAACACUAACUAUGGCAAGCCAAGGCAGGCGACAAAGACUACUUCAGGGACAGAAUGGUUCUUUUUACUCACAAGCCUCGGCUUGGAGAUCUUAUCAGCUGCUUUUGAUCAGGCUUCCUCCCCAAGUAAACCACACUACGCACUAUUCGGUAUGCUGUUGGCUUUUGGGGCUCUACUCACUUGCAUAUGUGAGCUCCUUCACAAGGGUAUAAAAGAAGGAGUCGUGUUGAGGAGGUGGGGAAUGCUAUGGUGGUUUUAUUAUCCACCUCCUCGUUACACAGUUUUUGGUACCCUCCCUGACAUCUAUGGCUUAGCUGGUGGCAUCUCUCAGUGCGUUUGCUCGACAAUUCAAUAUAUUUACUUCUGUCGCCGUGUCAAUAAUCCUAUCAAAAUAUCCCUUUGGCCUACCAUCUUUCUUAUAUGCUUGGCUGCUUCAAGAUUGAAUGGGAAUCGAAAUGAGACCCUUGUACAUUAUGAUUAGAUAAAGCCUAAUUACAACUAUUAACGGGAUGGCUGACAUAUCUAUGGCUAUAAACUUUGAUUAUUAUUAUUAGUCAUUACAAAUAU
Prunus mume (Japanese apricot) is the source of this 1240-nucleotide messenger RNA. RefSeq lists its product as uncharacterized. Gene Ontology annotation, molecular function: DNA-binding transcription factor activity; sequence-specific DNA binding. The record is from RefSeq and is a predicted model, not a curated record. Gene Ontology annotation, biological process: regulation of DNA-templated transcription. NCBI's taxonomy places the organism in Eukaryota, Viridiplantae, Streptophyta, Magnoliopsida, Rosales, Rosaceae.